Parnassius apollo (apollo) is the source of this 378-nucleotide messenger RNA. Lineage: Eukaryota; Metazoa; Arthropoda; Insecta; Lepidoptera; Papilionidae. The record is from the annotation of a GenBank genome assembly.
AUGCCAAUCAAAAGAUUUAAAAAAAUCCUCGAAAACCUGCAUUUGAAUAAUAAUGAGCAAACGCCUCAAAGAGCUGCAACAAAUUUUGAUAAAUUAUUCAAAGUAAGACCAAUACUGGAUUUGCUGAAUAUUGCAUGUCAGCGAGAAGCGAAAACAACAUCGUCACAAUCAAUAGAUGAAUCGAUGAUUCGAUUCAAGGGACGUUCAACACUAAAACAGUACAUGCCCUUCAAACCCAUCAAGAGAGGAUACAAAGUUUGGGUAAGAGCUGAUAGCAAAACUGGUUAUGUUUACGAAUUUAGCAUUUACACUGGUAAACGUGAAGACCAAGCUCCUGAAGUCGGUCUAGGAAUCAAAGUAGUGAAAUCUCUCACAUAA